Messenger RNA from Pollicipes pollicipes, 558 nucleotides. RefSeq names its product atlastin-2-like. The record is from RefSeq and is a predicted model, not a curated record. NCBI's taxonomy places the organism in Eukaryota, Metazoa, Arthropoda, Thecostraca, Pollicipedomorpha, Pollicipedidae. The coding region runs from base 1 to 558 and encodes 185 amino acids. The transcript is spliced from 2 exons. Gene Ontology annotation, molecular function: GTPase activity; GTP binding.
AUGGAGGAGGACUUUGUCCAGUAUCUGAAUGAGUUGAUGCCCAUUCUCCUGGCACCAGGGAACCUGAAGAUCAGAACGGUCGCAGGCAAUCCCAUGAAAGCCCGAGAUCUGGCAAACUACCUGAAAAUGUACCUGGACCUGUUCAAGGGCGACGAGAUCCCCAAGCCACAGAACAUUCUCCAAGUGACGGCCGAGACCAACAACAUGGUAGCACGCCAGGAAGCGAGGUUACAGUACAUCAAAGACAUGGAGAGUGUCCUGGGCGGCGACAGAUCUGCGCUGAGUGAAGGCGACCUGUUCAGGCAUCACAUUGAAUCCACGCACAGGGCUGAAACCACGUUCAAGAACCGCAAGAAGAUGGGAGACUGGAAAGUAUCGGAAUUCAACCACGGCGAACUGCUCAAGGAGAUGGAAGAGUGGUUUAAGCCCGUUGAGAGGCUCAACAAGAUAAAGCUUGAAGAAGAACGGCUGAAGGCGGAAAAGUUUAACGCGAGCCUGAAAGAGUCCUGCAGAACGACCUAUGCACAAGCAAUGCAGACCGUGACUGCGCUCAGUUGA